Molecule: messenger RNA, 489 nt
Organism: Prorocentrum cordatum
Lineage: Eukaryota; Dinophyceae; Prorocentrales; Prorocentraceae
Source: the annotation of a GenBank genome assembly
AUGGCCCCGAAGCGCGCGAAGCCAGCGCUUCUGUCGGCGGAGAUCAAGAUGUUGAUCGCGGUGUUGUCUGGGAAGGACGAGGUGCCCUUGCAGGUCGACGGCCAGGUGCUGCACGCGCGCGCCAAGACGAUCGCGGGGAUCGUCCAUCGGCUUCUUGAGGAUCCCGCCAGGGUGCCGCCCAUCGAGGCGUUGAGCUCCGAGCCCGCGAAGGGCAUCCUUCCUUCGAGCGAGAAGGGCGCCUCGAAGAAGACGGCGAAGGGCCGCGCGCAGGAGUUGUCCACCAAUCCGUCGUUCGACGGCAAGGUGAAGACCCUCGGGGAUGUGCCUGGCGCCUGGUUCUUCACGCUGUGUGCGAAGAUCCAGGGCGGGGAGAUCCCCGAGGGUUGCGUGGACUUCAUCUGCCAGAAGAGCGCCACCCACCGUGGCGUGCAGGACUAUAUCACAGGCUCUUUUUUUGCAGGAUGCAGCGUUAGGUCGGCGGUUCUUUAG